This is a messenger RNA of Hansenula anomala, 1173 nucleotides long. It is a transcript of the gene BUB3, whose product is annotated as Bub3p. The coding region runs from base 121 to 1173 and encodes 350 amino acids. The record is from RefSeq and is a predicted model, not a curated record. Gene Ontology annotation, molecular function: ubiquitin binding. Gene Ontology annotation, cellular component: mitotic checkpoint complex; kinetochore; bub1-bub3 complex. Gene Ontology annotation, biological process: mitotic spindle assembly checkpoint signaling. The transcript is spliced from 2 exons. Lineage: Eukaryota; Fungi; Ascomycota; Saccharomycetes; Phaffomycetales; Wickerhamomycetaceae.
AUUGAAUUCACGUGACUAAAUUUGAUGCCCUCGUAAUUCGAUUUUUCUUUGUUUACUUUUCGAAAUUUUGAAUUUUGUUUUUGAUUUUGUUCAGAAUUUGAAAAGGGCAUUAAAAGUGAAAUGAGUGGAACUGGAAUAGUGGAGUUGCCAGACUCUCCAAAAGAUAUCGUGUCUUCAAUCAAAUUCUCACCUGUUUAUAACCAUUUAUUGGCUAGUUCUUGGGAUGGUAUAGUACAUCUUUAUAGCACAGAUCCACAGAGUACCCAGAAUGACUCUCUCUUGAAAAUAGAUACUCAUACCCCAGUGACUGAUAUAACUUGGGAUGGUUUCACGUGGAAAAAGGCAUUUCUGAGUAAUGUUGAUGGGGAAGUUAAAGAAAUAGAUUUAGAAAAUGCUAGAGCUACAAACGUGAUAGGAACUAAACAUGAUUCUGGGAUACAGGCGUUAACUUAUAUCCCCAACUCAAGAGGUAUAUUGGUUAGUGGCUCUUGGGAUAAAUCUAUACAAUAUUUGGAUUGUCGUUUACAAAAUAGUGGUAAACUUGGUUCAACAGCUUAUCAUACAAAAUUACCUGAAAAGGUAUUUGCCAUGGAUGCUACUGAGAAUAACGUUGUUGUUGCCAUGUCUAAUAGAUUAGUUCAUAUUUAUGAUAUAAGGAAUCCAACUUCUCCACUUCAGAUUAGAGAAAGUGGAUUAAAAUAUCAAACAAGAUCAUUAAAAUGUAUGCCCAAUGGGUCAGGAUAUGCACAAAGCUCAAUAGAAGGUCGUGUUGCAAUAGAAUAUUUUGAUCCAUCUUCUAAAGUACAAGCUCAAAAAUAUGCAUUCAAAUGUCAUAGACUUCCAUGUUCAGAUGUGGAUUUAGUAUCACCAGUUAAUGCGCUAAGUUUCCAUAAGAAAUAUGGAACUUUAUUCACUGCAGGUUCUGAUUGUCAUGUUUGUUUAUGGGAUCAAUCAUCAAAGAAAAGAUUAAGACAAUAUUCUAAAUUUGAUCAAUCAGUUGUGUGUCUAGAUACUGAUUACAAAGAUGGGAAUUCCAUACUGGCCAUAGCUACAAGUGAUGAUUCUUUCAAGACAGUGGCCACAUUGGACGGUGGAGCUCCAUUACCCUCAAAGAGUUCGAUAUAUUUGAAAUAUUUGGGAGAAAAUGAAGGAAUGCCUAAAACUAGGAGUUGA